GGUGUAUUUGUGAAAGACAUUCCAUCUGAUCAACUGACUGUGUCGGAUGACAAGAAACCAAAUUCUUCAUAGUUUUGAGAAAUUUAAAACAAACUAUAGAAAGUAAUUUAACUAAUUUUCCCUUCUAAUGAAAUAGUCUGAAAAUGGGCAUUAUAAGAUUUUAUCAAAAAUUGUUUAUUUCUACUUCCAAGUUUAAUGGAACAUUUUCUGUCCUUAAACAUUUUCAUUUUCAUCAUGUAAGCUGGUAUUCGUCAUCGUGUGCACUCAUUUCACAUAUUCCUAAAACAUCUUUGUUGCAAGGCAAGACCUUUCAUGACUCUUGUGUGAAAUCAGUCAUCUGUAAACCCAAGAAGAGGUUACUAUGUACUGUGAAGCCUCAGGGUGUAAGUGAAGCUGCACAUAUAGAUGUUACACUGCCAAAAGAUUCAAUCAGUAUUGGCAACACUUUGAAAGAAACGUCAUCAUCAAAAGACAAAGACUUUCAAAAGGAGCUGUAUAACAAAAUUGUAGAUUCUUUUCCUGAAGGCAUUCAGAUGGCUUUUGCUUAUGGUUCAGGGGUGAUAAAGCAGCAGAACAGUGCAGACAUUAGCAAAAAUAUGUUAGAUUUCAUCUUUGUAGUAGACAAGCCAAUGAAAUGGCAUCGCUUGAAUUUAGAGAGACACCCCAACCAUUAUUCAUUUCUUCGCAGACUAGGACCUCAGACAAUAACCAGAAUUCAGGAGAGAUAUGGAGCUGGUGUUUAUUUCAACACACUAGUUCCCAUGCAUGGUCGACUAAUUAAAUAUGGUGUAAUAAGCACAGCCCGUCUUAUAACAGAUCUUUUAGACUGGGAGUCUCUGUAUGUCAGCGGCAGACUUCACAAACCUGUCACUUUGAUUGUUGUACCAACCAAUGAACAACUGCUAACAGCCAUGAAAGUUAAUUUGAAUAGUGCUGUCCAUGCUGCCUUACUCAUGUUGCCAGAUAUGUUUACUGAGGAGCAGCUAUACUUAACCAUUGCCAGUUUGUCUUAUGCUGGGGAUUUCAGAAUGGGUAUAGCAGAAGAUAAAAACAAGAUAAACAACAUUGUUAAGCCUAGCAUUUCACUGUUUCGUAAAAUGUAUGGCCCAUUAUUGAUGGAAGAGGAGCAUGUCACCUGGUGGCAGGCAGAAGGUCAGCUAGAGCAAGCCUUGACCUUCCAUUCCCGGCAUCAUCAUUUAAAAUGUUUGCCUGGUCAAGUUUUGUAUGGUCUAUUGAUACACAAAUUUCAGAUCGGAGUGUUUCCAGAUUUAGAGGAUAUUAUCAAAAGACAUGCAUAUGACUCUGAGUGUGGUAAACAUGUAGCCAACAGCAUCAAACAAAUUGUGAAAAAGUCCAGUGUCAUGCAGACAAUGAAAGGCAUCUUGACUGCUGGCUUUACUAAAUCUCUGAGAUAUGCUGCUAACAAAGUUAUGAAGAAAAUAAAAAGUAUUUAACUGUA
Messenger RNA from Biomphalaria glabrata, 1459 nucleotides. Its product is annotated as phosphatidate cytidylyltransferase, mitochondrial-like. Lineage: Eukaryota; Metazoa; Mollusca; Gastropoda; Planorbidae. The coding region runs from base 144 to 1454 and encodes 436 amino acids. Gene Ontology annotation, molecular function: phosphatidate cytidylyltransferase activity. Gene Ontology annotation, biological process: CDP-diacylglycerol biosynthetic process; cardiolipin biosynthetic process. The transcript is spliced from 5 exons. Gene Ontology annotation, cellular component: mitochondrion. The record is from RefSeq and is a predicted model, not a curated record.